Molecule: messenger RNA, 435 nt
Organism: Ogataea haglerorum
Lineage: Eukaryota; Fungi; Ascomycota; Pichiomycetes; Pichiales; Pichiaceae
Exons: 2
Coding region: 1-435 (144 amino acids)
Biological process (GO): protein transport to vacuole involved in ubiquitin-dependent protein catabolic process via the multivesicular body sorting pathway
Cellular component (GO): ESCRT II complex
Source: RefSeq, a predicted model, not a curated record
AUGAGCCGUAAAGGUCUCGCGUCGUUUGAUCGCACUGCUGACCAGCAGACCAAGUUCCAGGAUCUGGGACAAGCAAUGCUGAGGCAGCGCGAGGAACAACUGAAAACUCAGCUCCAGGUUUUCCAAAACGCAUUGGUCAACUUUAAACAGGAACACAAGAAAGAAAUGAUGAAGAAUCCCCAUUUGCGAGCGCAAUUCAGCCAGAUCUGUGAAAGCUUUGGAGUCGAUCCACUCUAUAUGACCGCCGAAGACGACAUUGAUCCCGAAGAAAGAAAUAAUAGACUCGCGAUUAGAAUAUAUGAGAUAUGUCAAGCAACUAGAGAUUUAUAUGGGGGUAUAAUAGCUGUGGAUGAGGUGAUCCAGCUGGUGACCAGCACUAUUCAGGAUGGCUGGCAAUUCAAAAUGCAUCAGCAUGAUGUUGCUCCAGGAGUUUAG